Molecule: messenger RNA, 992 nt
Organism: Populus euphratica (Euphrates poplar)
Lineage: Eukaryota; Viridiplantae; Streptophyta; Magnoliopsida; Malpighiales; Salicaceae
Product: deacetoxyvindoline 4-hydroxylase-like
Exons: 3
Coding region: 118-636 (172 amino acids)
Source: RefSeq, a predicted model, not a curated record
ACUUAAACCCUGUUGCCUGCAUCCAUUGUCUUAUCAAAAACCCCAACUGCUACUUUGUUCUGCUUGGCAAACCCUGAGGCUGAGAAGCAGAAGAAGAGAGAAAAUUGAGAGAAAGAAAUGGAGGAGAGACUGAAGUAUUUGACAGUACUAGUGGGAGCUGGAGCUCUCUUAGGUUCUGUUUCUAUUCUAUUCAUUCUCAAGCUUCUUCCAAGAAGGGUAGCAAAGGAAUGCUGUGUAAGGGUUAGUGAAUCGAAUGCUGUAUUCACUUUUGCAAUCAUCGAAGUCGUGAGUUCCAAUGCUGUAAAGUCCAUUCCUGAAGAUGGGUCCUUCGGCGAUGGAGUUAGGGAAGUGAAGGCAAUCGAUGCUUUAAAAACUUGUGUUAAGGGACUAGCGGACUCUAUUGUGACCAAGAUUCCCUGUUUAUUUGUCCACCCGCCAGCGAAUGUCCUGAAAUCAUCAUCCAAGACUUGCAGUCUUCAGGUUCCAAUCAUAGACUUUGAAGGGUUGGAGAGUUGUUGGAGACCUGAGGUGGUCAAAGCAUCAGAAGAAUACGGUUUCUUUCAAAUUGUUAAUCAUGGAGUUCCAGUUAGUGUUAUGGAUGAGAUAUUAGCAGCUACGGAACGAUUCCACAAGUAACCCCAGGAAGUGAAGAUGGAGUGGCACUCAUGUGACCCUAACCAACAGGUGAAGUUCUUCAGUGGGGAGGAUUCCAUCGGAAAAAUGAAUCAGAUGCCUGCAGGGAUUCAGUAGCAAUUGAUUUUCAGGAUGGUAAACUAACUGAUCCUGAGAUUUUUCUUGAUGCAUUCAGAUAAAUGGGCAUCAAGUUCCAAAUUCCUCUCUAUACAUUCAAUUAUCUAGGAGAUUGUUAUUAGGUUUAUGUUAAACAUGUUUUUCAGAGAAGAGACAAAUGAGUACAUCAGACACAUGAUCAAAAUCAGCAAGGUACUGACAGAACUCUUAUCAGAAACACUCGGACUUCGUAGUGACUACCU